Cladocopium goreaui is the source of this 414-nucleotide messenger RNA. NCBI's taxonomy places the organism in Eukaryota, Dinophyceae, Suessiales, Symbiodiniaceae. The record is from the annotation of a GenBank genome assembly.
AUGGUCGUCUUCUGGCGACAGUCACAGUGGACAGUCUUGAGCUCGCUGCGUGGCCAUGAACCAAGCACUUUCAAUCGCGUCCAGUUGGAUGUUGCCGUCCAAGUUCGACGGUGGUUUGUGAGUCAGAUGAGCCUUGGUGAGUUGUUGACAAGCUGGCUCUGUUGGUGGACAAGUCGUGAAGGUUCUACAGCGAAAGCAAAGUGUGAGGACUUGAAGUCGCAGUUGGAUGCGGCGGAAGAAGUGGCCUGUGAUAAGGAGGUGGCCGUGGUGGCAACGAAAACUUUGCUGGAAGAAUCUGAGAAGACCAUGCAGGAGAUGUCGCAAAAGAUCGACACGGCCGUCGCCGAAGUCUUGGCGUUUGACGAGGUGCUGGCGAUCUUCAAGGACCUCGGAGCGUUCCAAUGUGGUAAGUGA